UUUUUUUUUUCUAUUUAAUGAGCCUUUUUUUUCUUUAGGAUAGUGUUGUGAAUUGUGAUCUUGUCAUGAUGGACCAAACUGGUCUGACCUGUGUUUAGUCCUAUGUAUAUUUAUUUGUGUUUUGAUUUGAUCUUUCAUAGUCCAUGAGCUUUUGGCCCAUCACAAGUUUUCCGACAAAGCAACAAACAAGAAAAGACAUCUGACUAAAAUAUUCUGGCGCUUAUCUUUGACUUUUAUAAGAGUUGUGAUUCUCUUCUCUUCUCUUCUUUAAAUAUCUAUUCUACGUGCUCUGCAAGAAGCAGGAUAUGUUGACUAUUAUAACAUCAAAGAUUAGGACCAAAAGGAUCCAAGUAUUGCGCAAUUUACUUGUUGAGCAAACAUCUCAUUCAACACAACAUUUUUCUUAUAAAAAGCACACAAGCAUCACACUCAUAAAUGCAAAAACAUCUCAUAGUUUCUAAUAUUUUUCAAGAUUGAUCUCAAUGUCGUCAUCACCAUCAGCUGUUCCUGAUUACUUGGGAGAUGAAGAUCUGACCCAAGAAACAAGAGAUCUGAUCUCCUCUCUUCCAAGGGAGAAAGGUUGGUUGGUGAGCCAAAUGUAUCAGUUUCAAGGACGUUGGCACACACAAGCUCUCUUACAAGGACUCAUGGAGUGUCAAAAACGCUUUGAAGCCAAAGAUUCCGACAUUAUCCUUGUCACCAAUCCUAAAUCAGGUACCACUUGGUUAAAAGCUCUUGUCUUUGCUCUCAUUAACCGACACAAGUUUCCAGUUUCUUCUGGUGAUCAUCCUCUUCUGGUUACCAACCCGCACCUUCUCGUGCCCUUCUUGGAAGGAGUUUACUAUGAGUCUCCAGAUUUUGAUUUUUCCAAGUUGUCUUUUCCAAGACUCAUGAACACGCACAUACCGCUUCUCUCCCUGCCAGAGACGGUUAAGAGCUCGUCUUGUAAGAUUGUGUAUUGUUGUAGGAACCCUAAGGACAUGUUUGUCUCCUUAUGGCAUUUUGGGAAGAAACUUGCUCCUGAAGAAACCGCUGAUUAUCCCAUUGAAAAGGCGGUUGAAGCGUUUUGUCAAGGUAAGUUUAUAGGUGGACCCUUUUGGGAUCAUGUGUUGGAGUAUUGGUAUGCGAGCCUCGAAAAUCCGAACAAGGUCUUGUUUGUUACUUAUGAGGAGCUGAAGAAGCAGACUGGAGAUACGAUCAAGAGAAUAGCUGAGUUCUUGGGAUGUGGAUUCAUUGGAGAAGAAGAAGUGAGUGGGAUUGUGAAGUUGUGUAGUUUUGAGAGCUUAAGUAGUUUGGAAGUUAACAGAGAAGGGAAGUUGCCAAAUGGAAUGGAGACUAAAGCUUUCUUCAGAAAAGGAGAUGUUGGAGGAUGGGGAGAUACUUUGAGUGAGUCCUUGGCAGAGAAAAUAGAUAGAACCAUUGAAGAGAAGUUUCAAGGUUCUGGUCUAAUAUUUUCUCGUUGAAAUCAAUCUUUGAGACUUUUUGUUUUGUUAUUGUUGUGCUUUAAUGAUUUUUCUUUUUCAAUCUUGUGAUUUUUGUUUUUGCUAUCUAUGUUUUGGUGUUUGCUGUUAUAUGAAAAAAAGAUCGAUCAUGGUUUGUUUGAUAAUAUUAUUUUUUUUAUCAGUUGAAUAUUGUAGGAUUGUUCACAUUUAUUAGCGCUGGCAAAAUAAAACUAAUCCAAGCUCGACCUGAUAAAAAUAAAUCCAAAUCCCACAUAAAUAUUAAAUUGUUUUGUUCUAUGGUAUUUUGGAUUAUGAGUUCUUCUACCCAAACCAAAUCCAAAUUUAAAUGUAUAUCCAAAAAACCCAAAAAUUCAACCCCAAAAAAGUUUUAUAUCAAAUCCGAUCUCAAUCCCUAAUAUGUAUCCCAAAUUCAUUGGAUAUUAUUGACUAACUAAAGUAAUUAUCUAUUACAUGAAUAAUAAACUCAAAUACUUAGUGUAAUAUAUAUGUUUGAUAUUUGAUUAUUAUUGAUGUUUUUAUGUUUUGAUAAUUGCAUUUGAAUUUCAGUUAUUAAAAAGUUUGCUUUUGAAUUUUAUAAAAUGUUGUUUUAAGUUUAAAUAGUGUUUCUUACGUUUAUAGAAUUGCUAGUUGUUAAUUUUAAUUUAAUUACGUUUCAUUAUGUAUGAUUCUUGUUCAUACAAGGUUUUGGUUUGUCAUAAAUCAUGUAAUCAUGAUAUGUCUCAUGUUGUCAUAUAUAGUUCAAGGACGAGUCUCAUAUGGUUGACGGAUGAGUUUUCCAAAUUAAUUUUAAAGGACAAAAAUACAAUUUGAUAAAACCACAUACACAAAUUUAUUGAAAAUAUUAGAAAUAUAUUAAGUUUAAUAAAGUACAAAUUAAUAUUUUCAGAAUAGAUGACCCGGUUAAUAUAUGAAAGAGAAACUAUUAUGGGUUCAACCGGAUGUUGGGUAUAUAACUAAACCUAAAUCUAAUCCGAUUUGAACUUUUAUAAUAUCCGAAUGGAGCUGAAAUUCAUUAACCCAAAAUAUGAAUGAACUCAAACCGAAACUCGAUUUUGGACUCCGAUUGCCCACUUAGUCGUCUAGUUGACUUUCCUGCGAACAUAAAAGAAAAUAAAUUUUAGUAACAUUAACGUUUAUAUAAUUACAAAGUUAAAUGUGAUGAAAUUAUAAAUUAUACGUAAUUGUCACUACCAAAAUUAUUUUUGUUUCUUGGUUGGCUUAAAAAUGAAGUGGAUUUUUAAUUUUAGUUGGUCUUUGUUCCUUUUGUUUUUGUUCAUUUAUUUCUAAAUGUGAAAGUAUAUUCUUUGUUCUUGUUUGUUUGUUUAUUUCUUUUGAUUAAUCUGAGGAUAUUCCGGAUCUAUAUAAGGGUUUGUACUAAACCCAAAGGGAAGGUGCAAUUCGCUCUGGGUAUUAUAAUGGAUCGUAAACAAUGAAUUUAUAUAUGUGUAACCACAUGUGAGACUAAUAAUUUUGCAAUAGAGAGGAAUCAAAUUCCUAAUCCGGACCAACAAGACAACUUCUCAUACUAUAAAAACCACUAGACCACCAUAAUGUGAUUCUCUUGUUUGUUUGUUCUUACUGAGGAAAGACAACAUAUUACUUUAUGGUUUAUAAAUCAACAUUGAACGCAUUUUUCAAAUAGCAAAAGAUGUACGAUAUUUUGUAAUCCAUAGGAUUACAAUCUGAGAAAAUUACUUGGAUUAGCUCUUAUUAAUCAACUAGAAGGUUUUAUGAGAGCCAUGCACAGUGUUGAUAUAUUUUUAGAAAUUAUUACUAUUUAGUAAAUUAAAGUUUAAAUUAUAUUUUAAUAAUGUUUUUAGAUUUUAGCUUUAUCAAUACUAAAAAAAAACUUAAAAUAAUUAUUCGUAAUUUUUUUAUUUAGUUUUAACAAAAUUAUUUAUAUUUUCAGAUUUAGUUAAGUUUUAUCAUAAAUUAUUUUAUUUUUAUUAGUUGAUUUUAGUUAAAAAUACAUUGAAGUAAUAAAACUCAAUUUACUAAAUUGAUUAACACUCGCUGAACGAACAUAUAUUAUGGCGAAUAUACAUAAAUAAAUUUAAUAAUUUGAAAACAUGACUAGUUGGUUUUACAUCUAGUUAAAGUACAACACAAAAUUUUAAUUAUUUAUGAUAAAGUAUAGUUAUAUAUUAAAAUUAUUUUUAAAUUCUAAAGUUGAUAUGAAAUUUUUUAUUUAUUUAUAAUUAUGUUAUUAAUUAAAAAUUUUAAUAAUGAUAGUACACGUAAAAUAUUCUUAUAUUACAGAGAAACUUUACUAAAAAUGUAAACUUCGUAAAUGAAAUCGUACAUGUCAUAAUAAAAUGAAAGCAUGUCACAUUUUAUAGUAAAUCAUGCCAUCAUUUUUAAGAACUCUCAUUCAUUAAUACAUGUUAUAAUGGAUCAAUAAAGACCAAAUUACCAUCAUACUUAAUAAUAAUCACAAUACUGUCAUUAUAUAACUAAUUUAAACAAAAAUAAUAAUAACAGACAAAUUAAAUAAAAUUAUCCCAUUAUAAAACCUAGGGAAACUAGUUUACGAAAAAUCAAUAUUUUUAUUAAAAAAUAUUGAAUAUAUAAUCUAUUAAAACUAAAGUACAUUUUGUAUUUACCCCUAAGUUUUCCACAAAAAUUACCUUCUCAUGCCACUCUAAUUAAAACUAUGUCGUCUUAAAUACAUUCGAUAAUAUAAGUUUUUAAUCAUGUUCAAAAUCAAGUUAGUUUCGAAGCCCAUAUUUUGGGUGUUUGGUUAGAAAUAGAAGUUUGUUUGGCCUUUUAAUAACAGUCCAUUAUGGUUUAAUCCUAAUGGUUUAGGGAUUUUAUGGUUUAGUCUAUUUUGGAUAUCAAUAUAUUUAAUGUGAGUAGAAAAUCGAACCGGUCACACUUAUUUCCAUCCUAAAACUCGACAUCAAUAAAAAAGUCAUUCCUAAUUUAAUGUGACUACAAAAUAGAACCAAUCACACUUCUUUCCUUCCUGUUAUUACUCUGCACGGGUAAAUCAUAAAUAUUAUUUUAUUUCCUAUUUCUACGGAGUCUCCUUUUAAACAAAGAGGAGGUUUAGGACGAGAGAGAUAAGUUCUGUUUAAACCAUCUCCAAUGUAUUUUUCUAUUUUUACCUCUAAAAUAGAAGAAUUCUAUAAUAGGAAUGAGUUUUACUCCAAUGUAUUUCUCUAAAAUAGAGAUCUCUACAUAUAGAGUAAAAUAUAGAGGAAUACUAUUUCUUCCCCUAUAAAUAGAGAAAAAAAUAGCAAUCUCUAUUUUAGAGAUAAAAAUAGAGAUGAGUUGGAGUGAUUUUUCCUCUAAAUGCUAUUAUAGAGGUAGAAAUAGAGGUGGGUUGGAGAUGCUCUUAAAAUGAAACGAAAACUUUUUUUUCUGUUCACAAAAGGUUUGUUUGUUUGUUUCCCAGAAAAAAAAACUUAAUAGGCUAAUGAUGAAAACAUUAAUAGUACUAUGGUCCAAAUUAAAAUUUAUUUUUCUCAUAUAUUACUAUGGCCCAACUUACAGUAGCUACUUAAUUCAAAGUUUUUGAAUGAUUGUAAUUAAUUUUUCUGUGAUUUUUAUUAAGUUGAUGUACAAAUAUAUAUGUACAUGUUAAUUACUUAUAUUCCAAAAUUUUACAAAGUACAAAUAAAUUCAUAUACACAACCAAGGAACUGAAUAAUCUAAACAAUAAAUACUAACAUAUAAAAUAAUAAGAAUGUUUAUGUGUAGACAUGCCAAAUUUAAAAAAAAUAUGUAAUAUGUAAUUCUUAUAUAUCUAUAAAACUUAAAUGUUGAAAAAUAAUUCUUUUAUAAAAUAAAAAGACACAUAUAAUUAUAAGAGAAAUUCUCUUAGAUAGCUUUUUUUAGUUUAUUUUCACAAAAAUAGACAUUCAAAGAGGAAAAUGACCAAAAGAGGUUUUAUUGAAUGGUAAAUAUGCAUUUAUACCCUUAAGGUUAACUAAUAUAAGACUUAGGGUUUAGAGUUAAGGGGUUGGGUUUUGGAGAUAUGUUCAAAUUUAAAAAAAAUAAAAAAUAAAUUUUAAAAUUUUCAAAAUAAAUAAAGCUAUUUUCGUCAUUUUAUUUUUAAGGGCUAUUUUUUGUGUCAAAAACUUAAAAAUGUCUAUUUGAGAGAAUUUUCCUAAUUAUAACUCCAAUUAUUAAUAGAUGUGAGAUUGUUAUAUGAUAUCACUGUCCAUCAUAAAAUUGAUUGUUAUUACAAUAUUUUUGGAAUAAAAUGGUAUGAAAUUACUUAUUUCUAUAGAUUUCAAUUUUUUCUUCUUAUCAAAUACCUGCACGAUUGCGCGAGUCAACUUCAAAUUGGGUUUGGUAGAUAAAAUUAUCAAAAAUCUGUACUUAUUUUUGAAUAUUUUUUGUUACUUUUUCAAUUAUUUUGUAUGUUACUAUCUAAAUAAUGUAUUUGUUAAAAUAACUAUAAAAUUAUAACUUUACAUAUAAUUUUAAUCACAAUAUUUAUAGUUUAAUUUAAUAAAGCACAUACUUAAUACUCUAAUAUUUUACACUUUAGAAUAUUAAUUUAAUUACCAAGUAAAACCAAUAAAAGUACAAUAAAAGAAGAAUACAACUGCAUAGUUUAUAAAUGGAAUCAGUAACAUAAAUGUUUUUUUUAACGCUUUGGAUUGUAUUAUUAAAUCUUAUAGUCAAAAAGUUCUAAACAAUGAGAAUUAUCAAAACAAAAGAGUAGAAUAAGGAUACACCAGUAGGGAUCCAAAGUAAACUAACAACACAUCUUGCGUAUAGAUGACUAAAGAUUUUCAUAUAAAAGCUCCAUAUUGCUUUUGGAGAAGCUGAAUCUCAAGGGAGAUAAUCUUCGUAUUAAUCCAAAAACACCACGCUUCAGAAUGAAUUGAGAACGAUUGUCACUCUCUUUUUAAUACUCCAGUAGGAGCCAUUGAGAUAAGACAACUCUUUAUAUUGCUCUAUUGAUAAUAAUAGAGUCAAAGAGAUUACCGUUCCAUAGAAUUUGAUGCUGUUUUUUGAAGUAACCAUAGUUUACAGCAAGAACUCCAUCACUGUCACAUGAAGAACCAUCAACGAUUGAAGCCGGUAAGAUCCGUCGCCACCAUCCGCAGUAGAUCUGUCAAUUACUUUUUCUAAACGGUUCAAUUGAACCGAAACUUUUAUCUCUCCAAAUCCAUUGGAAGAAGCAUACAAAAGAAUAAUAAAAAACUUUGCCAGAUUUAAAAUAAAUUGGCAAUCAAACAAACCAAGUAACGAGAAGUAAAUCAAAUCAAAGAAAGAGAAGCAGAACGAAUCAAACAAGCCGAUAACGGAGCUAUAGAAGCCUCCCGCCAUCGACUUGAAACUAUAAAAAAUCUCCUUUUUUUUCUCUCGACGGCUAGGGUUUGAGUAACAUAAAUGUUUAUACAGAUGAAAAACAUAUACUUACGAAGUACAAACACCUGUGCGGAUCAAAAGCUAAAGCUAGUUAAUAUUAAAAACAGUGCGUCAACAAAAUAACAAACAAGUUCUUAUAAUAUUCUGGCGCUCAUCCUUCUGACAAUAUGAUAGUAGAGCCGUGAUUAUCUCUCUCUCUCUCUUGUUUUUUUCUUUUGAGAUAUUAUUCUACGUGCUCUUCAAGCAUGUUGACUAUUCCAUCAAAGAUUAAGACAAAAAGAUAAAUCCGAGAAUAGUAUUGCGAUUUACUUGUAGAGCAGGAUAUGUUGACUAUUCCAUCGAUAUUGUGCUUAUUAUAAAUAGCACACAAGUAUUACCCUCAUAGAUGCAAAAAAACAUCUUAUAGUUUCUAAAAAAAAUCAAGAUUAUCUAUACUCUUCAACAAUGUCGUCAUCAUCAUCAUCUUACUUGAGAGAUGAAGAUCUGACACAAGAAACAAGAGAUCUGAUCUCUUCUCUUCCAAGCGAGAAAGGUUGGUUGGUGAGCCAAAUGUAUCAGUUUCAAGGACGUUGGCACACACAAGCCCUCUUACAAGGACUCUUGCAAUGCCAAAAACACUUUGAGGCCAAAGAUUCAGACAUUAUCCUCGUCACCAAUCCUAAAUCAGGUACCACUUGGUUAAAAGCUCUUGUCUUUGCUCUCAUCAACCGAAACCAGUUUCCAGUUUCUUCUGGAAAUCAUCCUCUUCUUGUUACCAACCCGCACCUUCUCAUACCCUUCUUGGAAGGAGUUUACUACGAGUCUCCAAAUUUCGAUUUCUCCGAGUUGCCUUCUCCAAGACUCAUGAACACGCACAUAUCGCUUCUUUCCCUGCCCGAGUCCGUUAAGAGCUCGUCUUGUAAGAUUGUGUACUGUAUGUUGAAAUGUGUUUCAGCUCUGGUCAACAAAAAGAAGAAAGAAGUCACGUAUCACAAGCCACUGGUUAUGUUGGUAUAUAUUGGUUUGAUAUAAGUUGAUUGUAAUUUCCGGUUAAGUCCUUAUUCAUAUAAAAGGAUUAAACCGAGAGCUUUGGUACAAGUUGUACAGAGCGUAACAAACACUGUAUCUCUUCUUUUUCGAGUGUUCUCUGAUUUGAGAGAGAGCUCGAUCUUCGUUGAUAGUGGAUUGCUGGCUCUGCCCAGCCCCGAUGAUGUAUAGCGGCUUCUCCACAUCGGAGAAGUGCGGUGAACACUGGGUGAACAAAACCUCUUGUGUCCUUUAUUUUCUUGCUUCGUUUUCUUUCGUACAAACUGAGAGUGAGAGUUCUUGAGCUGAGAGAAGAGUGAUCAUAAUCUGAAUCAAACACUUAGGGUUUCCGCGUAACAAGUGGUAUCAGAGCCGUGGUUUGGCGAUUCAUAGGUUCAGUCGAUUCACGGAGUUCGUGAUUCCUCGAGGUGAAGAAAUAGAAAGAUGAAUCAAGUUUCGUCGAAGUCGGAGACGGAAGCAGUAAGUUCUUUAUCGGCUUCGAUGGAGUAUCCGAUGAGCAAGAAGAAGUUCGUCGGUGAAGGCGAUAUCUGAUUCGUUGAAGAGGUGUAAGUUAAUUUCUUCAAGUCAGCUGUUCAUAAACAAGAGAAUCGACGAAAUCGUUUGGUUCUGUAUUAUCGGGAUCUGGAAGGAGGAAGAUUCUGUGGCUGAUCUUGGAUUGAUUCUUUAUGGAAUCCACAAGAAGGGGAUAUUUAGCGAAGAAUCUUGCUGGAGAAAGCCGGUUUCUGGUUUUCUGGAUAUUUAGCGAAGAAGAUUGGUUUUCUGGUUUUCUGGAAGAUGGAAUAAGCAAAGUCGUUGCUUACAGCCUGAAGUGCUACGAGUUUUGCGUUAAGUAUCGCAAGUGGAAGUACAACAGACACUGGAGAAAUCAAGAUUCAGGAAUCAAUUUGAUCAUUGGUCACUAGACACAAAGGCUUGGAGAGAUCUGCAUAUUUCUAUGUGACUCCAAGGUAAAAGUAUGAAACUGAUUAUUAUUCAUUAACCUUUUGUUUCUUGUUCUGUGAUUGUCUUGGCAGAUUCAGGUACAGAGAGAUAUCAAUCUUGUGAUGUGCAUAAAAGAGAAAGGUCAUGGAGACAUGUAUCUUUUAUGGAGUUUUCUCGAGUGCCUUGCAAUACAGAGAUCUUGUUCCUGAUUUGCUUGUCUAGGGAUGAAGGAUUGGGAUGCUUCUCCCAUUCGUCUGGCAUUUCCCUCAUACAAAAUGGCAGAAAUUGUGACUUGAAAGGCAUAGCGAACCAGGAACAAGAUAGAGUGGUCUUGAGCACCGUCCGUAACACAUGAAGAAUUUGCAACUAUUGGUUUGAAUAACUCCCAUGAAGAAGCUGGAACACAAAGCUCUUCCAAACUUUCUCAGUUUAAGAGCAGAGAAAAAUAAAUGGUCCUCUUGACUCCUCCACAUUACUACAAAGCAAGCAUACGCUAUUUGCUUGGGGAUUCCAUUUGAGAACCCGGUCUCCAGUUGACAGCCGAUUGUGAACUGCAAGCCAUGUUAUAAAGGCAUAUGUUCGAGUUGCUGCAGAGAACCAUAUGCAUUUAUACCAAGCCACCUUCAGGUAUGAGUACGCGUAAGCUCCCAGGUUGACUUCGUGCUAAAAACCUGCUUAUAUUCCCCAUUUGAAAUUUUCCAUAAACGAUGUUCUUGGAGGUGGGUAAGGUUCUUUUCGGGCAGUGAGAGAAUUUCAUGCUCUAUCUUGAGCAGGUUCUCAACUCUGUGACGUCGACACAUAUAUGUUUGAACCGCCUUUUCCACAGUUGCAGUUAAAGGAAUCCCAGUAUCAAUGCAUCCUCGAGGACCAGUUAUAUCUAUGAGUCUCCCAAUAGACGGCCCACUCAUCAAACCAGAAGGAGGAAUUGGACCCACUUUGUAUUUCUACUUUAGUGAGAGUAGCCGAAAGUGUAUUCUUAAAACAUUGUGGCAGCCAUGUUUUAACAUAAUAAGUUCAGAUUUAAACUAACUGACAUAUGUUAUUAUUUUCUUCUAGUCAUCAUCCUUUUCUGUUCGGAUUUCAA
This is a messenger RNA of Brassica rapa (field mustard), 9822 nucleotides long. RefSeq names its product cytosolic sulfotransferase 12. Lineage: Eukaryota; Viridiplantae; Streptophyta; Magnoliopsida; Brassicales; Brassicaceae. The record is from RefSeq and is a predicted model, not a curated record. Gene Ontology annotation, molecular function: sulfotransferase activity.